AUGGGCCGUCUCAGGCUCCGACCGGCCCAGCCAGACGACCUCGCUGCUCUAUGCGACGUCUACUUCUCGGCCUUUUCGGAUAACCUGGUGCAGCAAAUGGUCUUCCCCGCCACGUCUCCUGAAGCGCGCAAUUUCUGGCACAGCGGACUGUCAACCGAUAUGCAAGAUCCGAACUCGCGCCUUAUUGUUGUGGUUGAGGAGGCGGUCGGUCCCCAGGGUCGCGCAACGGAGCAGAUUAUUGCCUUCGCCAAGUGGAUGAGACCGAUGCAGCUCGGCGAGACCUAUGCACCAGGGCCAGCGCUCGAGGACUGGCCAAGGGAUGGCGACCCGGAAUUCGGGGCCCAGUUCUUUGGGUCGCUUGCGAUGCAGCACGAGGAGAUCAUGAAGAAGCGGCCGCAUUGGUACCUCGAGUGCAUCGCCACAAGUAAAGAGCACCAGGGCAGAGGGGCUGGCGGGAUGCUGGUGAGAUGGGGAGUGGAGAGGGCUGAUCGAGACGGGGUAGAGAGCUAUCUUGACAGCACCGCAGAGGGAAGGGGUCUGUACGUCAAGCAUGGGUUUCGAGAGAUCAAGAGGCUGUGGUGGCUGGGUGGAAGCUACUCGCAGUGUUUCAUGAUACGGGACAAGUAG
Messenger RNA from Thyridium curvatum, 627 nucleotides. RefSeq lists its product as uncharacterized. The transcript has a single exon. The record is from RefSeq and is a predicted model, not a curated record. Lineage: Eukaryota; Fungi; Ascomycota; Sordariomycetes; Thyridiales; Thyridiaceae. Gene Ontology annotation, molecular function: acyltransferase activity, transferring groups other than amino-acyl groups. The coding region runs from base 1 to 627 and encodes 208 amino acids.